GUGUGGUCAGGUGAUCCGGCGGCCGCCCAAGAUGGCGUCGGGUCCGCGGCGGCUGAGGAGGGGGAGCCGCUGGUAGCGGGAGGUGGCGGCGGCGGCGGCGCUCCUGGCGCUCGGCUGCCCGCGCCCCUCGGGCCUCGGGCGUGCGGCGAGGAGGGCUAUGAGCGUUCUGGGCCGCGUCUCUAGCGCUCGCUGAAGGCGCAGCCUGCCCGGCCAUGGCUCUGAGGGAGCUGAAAGUUUGUCUGUUGGGGGACACUGGUGUGGGCAAAUCAAGUAUCGUGUGGAGAUUUGUGGAAGAUAGCUUUGAUCCCAACAUCAACCCAACAAUAGGAGCCUCAUUCAUGACCAAGACUGUACAGUAUCAAAAUGAGCUGCAUAAAUUCCUAAUUUGGGAUACAGCUGGACAGGAACGGUUUCGUGCUUUAGCCCCAAUGUACUAUAGAGGGUCAGCAGCUGCCAUUAUAGUCUAUGACAUCACAAAAGAGGAAACUUUCUCAACAUUAAAGAAUUGGGUUAAAGAGCUUCGACAGCACGGACCUCCAAACAUUGUUGUAGCUAUUGCAGGAAAUAAAUGUGAUCUUAAUGACGUAAGAGAAGUCAUGGAAAAAGAUGCUAAAGACUAUGCAGAUUCCAUUCAUGCAAUAUUUGUAGAGACAAGUGCGAAAAAUGCAAUAAACAUUAAUGAACUCUUUAUAGAAAUUAGUCGUAGAAUUCCAUCAACUGACACCAACCCCCCGUCUAGUGGUAAGGGCUUCAAACUAAGAAGACAGCCGUCGGUGACAAAGCGCAGCUGCUGCUGACUGAUCCAUUUGAAAAUCAGACUUGUUUAUACAGUAGGUGGUCUUGGAAGUUAAUAGUUCACGUUGGAUUUAUAUUAUCAGGCUUAGAUCUCUAUCUGCUGGUGUUCAUAUGCCCACGGUCCAAUAAAAAUGGACCAGUUCAUCUGACAUCUGUAUGCUCGCAGAAAAGACUGCCAUCGUACGUCAGCCUGUUUACUUACAAAAAGUUGUAGUAUCUCUUGCAUUCAAAGGGAAUCCAUCACUUCUUUGGCCUUGCUUGAAAGGAAGUUGACAAUGGGUGGAUGAACUGAAAUGAAAUGUUUAGUAGUUUUGUAAUCAA
Messenger RNA from Numida meleagris (helmeted guineafowl), 1116 nucleotides. RefSeq names its product RAB22A, member RAS oncogene family (gene RAB22A). The record is from RefSeq and is a predicted model, not a curated record. NCBI's taxonomy places the organism in Eukaryota, Metazoa, Chordata, Aves, Galliformes, Numididae. Bases 213 to 797 code for a protein of 194 amino acids. The transcript is spliced from 7 exons. Gene Ontology annotation, molecular function: GTPase activity; GTP binding.